Molecule: messenger RNA, 3201 nt
Organism: Bipolaris oryzae ATCC 44560
Lineage: Eukaryota; Fungi; Ascomycota; Dothideomycetes; Pleosporales; Pleosporaceae
Exons: 6
Coding region: 1-3201 (1066 amino acids)
Biological process (GO): wybutosine biosynthetic process; tRNA methylation
Molecular function (GO): protein binding; tRNA methyltransferase activity
Source: RefSeq, a predicted model, not a curated record
AUGGUGACAGAUGCCGGUGCGCGGCCCAAGAAGGUCUCCGCUAAACGCAAGGGCAAUCAGAAGUCUCUGCGCGAAAGAAGAGAUAUUGACAUUAUGAAUACAAAUGAUAGUAGCAUUGUAUCUAAGAGAAGCGUUUCCAAACUGUAUCUUAGCCACGAACCGGACUUUUACGAGCCAUUUGUGCCAAAAUUUGUUCGUCGUAACCCGCUCAUAAACCGCGGCUAUUGGCUGCGAAUGCACGCCAUUGAGCAAGCAGUCCAUCGGUUUCUGGAAGAAGAAAAUGGCAAGUCAAAAGUCGUUGUAAAUCUUGGAUGUGGAUAUGAUCCCUUGCCCUUCCAGUUCUGGCACAGAUAUACCUCUCUCGCACAAUCGGCUACCUUUGUAGAUGUUGAUUAUCCGCAAUUGAUGGAGAAAAAGCGGGAUCGCAUGCUAAGCAAUGACCUCCUUCGAAACGCCCUGUUGAAGACCAAGCUCCGUCAGACUGAGCAGCCUAUACUUCUUCGCAGUGACAGUUAUAUGGCGCUAGGCUGUGAUCUCAAAGAUCUUGCAACACUCGAAAAAGUUCUUCGAGCCGAGUUUGAUAUUUCGGCAACUUCAAUUUUAUUUGUUGCCGAAGUGUCUGUGACUUACAUGCCGCUCAAGGACUCUGAUGCACUGAUACAGUGGGCCAGCACCAUCGGAGACGCCCGCUUCUGUAUACUAGAACAGUAUCUUCCUCAAGGCCCAGAACACCCCUUCGCUAAAACUAUGCUCUCUCACUUUGACAAAUUGCAGGCGUCAAUCAAAGCGGUUAAGCUACAUUCAUCACUGGAUCAACAAGCAGCUCGGUUCCGCAACGCCGGUUGGCCAACGCUUGUCAUGGCUCGUAAUCUGUGGGACCUCUGGUCCGAUGAUUCGUUUACCCCUUCUAGCCUCAGACGUACGAUCAAUGCCACUGAGCCGUUUGACGAGUGGGAGGAAUUCGCGCUAUUCGGCGGCCAUUAUUUCCUGCUUGUCGCCUCCAACGUGGAGACACAGGGGUCAAAUGAGCCGAUCCACCAGGAGAUAGCCACUAAGAGUGUGAAUGACACAAACGCGGGGAGUAUUACCCUGCAUUGUUGGAAGCAGCACACUGAUGCUACCUUGACGCCGCGCCGUUUCUCGGCGGCUUUCACACUGGACAACGGUACAGUGGUCCUUCACGGAGGACAGGGAACGCAAACCCGUCUCGCUGAUAUGGACAUGCUGAGACAGGAGGACUCUGACCAGGAUCGUGCCAUUCAACCUGGUAAUCUGCUACCUACUGCACGCAUGUGCCAUGCAAUCACAUUGAUGCAAGAUGGUGAGGCGUUGUUGGUCGGAGGACGUGGGUCACCCACCCAAGCAUGCGCAGAUUGCUGGCUCUUCAAGCAUGGAACUUGGACCAAAGUAGAUGAUCUCGUCCCAGCUCGUUAUCGUCACUCAGCAGUUGCUGUCCAACUAGGAUCUGGCGAGGCACAGACGCAUGGAGUGCUAGUAUUUGGCGGCAAAGCCAGUGACGGCACAGUACUUGACGCCAACGAUUACUGUGCUCUGUGGACUGCCAACACCGGCUGGCACAGCAUUUCCGUCGACGGAACGCACCCGUCUCCACGUUUUGGUGCCGCAACGUGUACGAUAAACUCAGCCAGAAACUGCGGGUUGCUCACAGGAGGCGGCAACGAGAGCGGCGUGGUUGUCGACGACGCCUUAUGGGAGUGGUCCAUUUCCGCCACACCAACACCACGAGUGAGCUUCAAGGACCGCACCAAUGACAUGCGCAGUAGCCUGACAAAUUCUGCAUACGCGCGUAUAGGCUCUGCUUUAGUCCCCUGGAACGAUGCUCUGUUGAUGAUUGGAGGUGUCUCGAAGAAGAAUAUCCACAGUCUAUCAGACGACUUUCUGCUCUUGACAUGCAAGGACACGAUCAUCCAAGUGGAGCAUCCCAGCGUGCACGUCUUGCCCCACACGUCGUGGCCUUUGCUAGUGGGUGUAGGAGCCGUUUCACCCUCUCGAGGCGAGAUUGUGCUUGCAGGAGGAGGAGCGGUAUGUUUUUCGAUGGGCAGCUACUGGAACCAAGAUCCGAUUUCCAUCCUCCCUGGCGCUACGCAAGGGGCCAAGUCGUGGCGUCGUGUUGGGCCGAGUCAGGCUGGCAGCGGCACAGCAGGCACAAAAGGCACAGGACAAGCGAAUGCAGCUGAAACAAGACGUGAUGGUCGUCGAGAGAAGGCAAGCGGGAAAAAGAGGCCUGUAAUGGCGGCACGUACGGCCGAGAUCCAAAGGACCCAGGUCAGUUCGUCAGAUGACUUUGCGAGACUCGUUGCCUCCUCGAAACCCGCCAUCAUCACCGGCCUUGACAUUGGCCCGUGCACAGAUCUUUGGACUCUGGACUACCUGAAAGAGAAAAUUGGUCCAGAAAGGGAAAUCGUAGUUCAUGAGUGCUCAUCCGAUCGGAUGACUUUCAAGGACAAGAAUUUCUCCUACGUGAAGAAAUCCACCGCCGACUUCCUCAACUGCAUCGCAAAAGGCUCCCAUGAAUAUUUGCGUGCUGUAUCAUCGAGCCAACCAAACAAGCUACCUACAAAACUCGAAGAAGAUUUCCCUAGCAUUGCUGAUGAUUUCAGAAUCCCAGAUGUAUGUGACGUAGUUAAGGAAAACUAUCACAGCUCUCCGCUCCGCAUCUCAGGCCCAGUGUCUCUAUGGCUACACUACGACGUCCUAUCCAACAUCCUAUGCCAAGUCCACGGCAAGAAGACACUGUUUCUCUACCCACCCUCUGAUGUUUCCCUCUUGGACUUCCCACCGGGAGGUUCCUCAUCAAACACCGAUGUCCUGACAUCCAAGAACCAUAAGCUACGUCGUACACACCCGCACGUAGCGUCUCUCGCGCCCGGAGAUAUCCUCUUCAUUCCUCCUAUGUGGAGUCACACGGCGACGCCAGAGGAUGGUGUUAGUGUCGCGGUGAAUGUGUUUUGGAGAGGCCUGGAUAAGGGGUAUGCGGCGGGCAAGGAUGUCUAUGGGAACAGGGAUUUACAAGCCUACGAGAACGGGAGGAGGGAUGUAGAAAAGAUUUUGAGAGCAUUCAAGGAUAUACCAGGGGAUGUGGCGAGGUUCUAUCUUGAGAGGUUGGCAGGGGAGAUUUUGGAGAAGGCACAGAAAAUCGGCGGGGAGAAGGAUGUGAAGCAUGAUGAAGAGAAAGUGUAG